CUCGUCGGAUCUAGAAGGAUCAACAGUUGCUUUCGGAGGCCAUUUUAACAUUUUUCUAUCGAUUUCGAAGAGUAGUGCAUCAACUGCAACUAUGUAUCACCCAUGUUGGCUGAGAAUAGUCGUAGAAAAAAUGAGACUAAUCAAAAUGUUGAAACCUCCCGCCGGCUCGAGAACAUCGCUUGCAUCCGGGACGAUCGUUCGCUGCCUUGCCUCCAGACGAGGUUCAUCUGGUUCAUCUUUUCCUUGUCGUGGUCCCGACCGCGUCCACCAAGGCCACAACGUGGUGUGGCGACUACGACCACGUGGGUACAAGAGUAGAGCGCAGUCAAACUCCAAGCAGGAGGAUGAUUUCAAUGAAAAAAAUGACCUUCCGCCUCCUGUAAAGACAAAACCGCCACCUCCAUUUCCGAUCCGCGUCGCUCUUGUGGCGACUUCUGCUGGGCUUUUCACGCCAGUGAGCGUUUUCGUUGGCGCGGGUGUGAUGUGGAGUCAAAUAUUGCCGCAGAGUCCUAUUGUUAUGACAGAAGGGGGUUCUGAAUUUUCGUGAAGGUGUAGUUAGGUAGGAUAAUUCUGGGAACGAGCCCAUGCAUACUCACUUUGAAACAAAAUCAUGAGACAUGAGUUCCCAUCGAGAUCUUCCGGAUCUUCAUCUACCGCACCUUUUCUACCUCCAGUAGUGCACCGCUGCUUCUAAUAUCAGCCGCUUCAUCAAAAACGCAGGCUCUUUCGCCGGUGUUUUUGGCGCCUUUUCUUUACUCACCGUCCACGUUGGUCCAUGGUUGUGGCGACACGGGGAUUUGGUUCUUCCAUUUGCAAUUUCAAAUGCCCUGACAGCGGGAUUUUGGUAUGCUGUCCUCGAAAAGAAGAUCGGCUUGACCUCUAUGGCGGGUUUGGCACCUGAGAGUUCCUUUCCUGCAUUUUUACGACCUUUCGUGCGAUUGGUCGGGAGGACUUCAUCUACAGGAGCCUCUCCUACAACUGCAUGUGCAAGUAUUAAGGCUCAGCUUUCAAUGGUCACCAUUUAGAUUGGAGUCACUGAGAUCGAAGAAGCGACCCCUUUAGAGAACAGGGGAAAAGGAAGGGAAUGGGGAGAGUUUUGAGGGGGGUCUCCUCCGUUCAGCAUCAUGAUGACCAUUGAGUGCUGAGCUUUAAAAGUAGUACUAGAAGUUCUGGCUCUGGACCAGCACAUAGUCUCGGUCUUCCCCUUGGUGGUCUUUCUGUGGGCAUGCUCACUGCUUCCACCGCUUUUAUGCUGUAUCCUCUUGCAUUGGACGCCUGUCUUAGCUCUGAAUUGAGGGAGUUUUUAUUCCCCUUCGGCACUGCGGUUGUGGCUGACCUGUAUACGUAUCUGCUGCUUCCUGUGGGGUUGCCGUGUGGCGUGUGUGCUGGCUAUGCGGUGCAGAUGCUGCUCGGGAAGACUAUUGCAGCGCAAACAUCCACAAGAACUACAGCAGGAGCGUCAUCCUCUUCCUGGAGUACAACUAGAACAGCAUACUGCUCUCCCUAUUUAAUCCUAGCGCAGAUGCUUUUCUUGUUUUGUGUAUACAGUGGACGCGCAUCCAUGACGAAGUCUGUGGACGAUUUGAAGUGGGAAGUGCGGUUGGACUCAACCACUGGGAAGUUGUACAGCUGGAACCCUGCAAGCGGCGAAAGGUCAACUAGUCCCGACACCGCUCAGGAUUGUGAAGUCCAGCGGAACUUCCUGUCAGGGUUUCGAGCUUUAGCCGGAUCGAUUCCACAACUGGAUAGGAGUUGGUUUCAAGCAUUUCGACAGCCACUACCGCGUGUUGUACAAGAAAACAAGCGGUCACUACCGAAUGCUGUUCAACAAGAUCAACAUGGAGAAAAUGAUGAAAAUAGCCAGACUUUCUCAUGGACUACUCCACCAAGACUCCCAGAUCUUGAUGCGCAUCAACGGCUCGUCGCACUAGUAGAUGCAUUAAGCCGAUUACAAAAAGUGAUAGGACGACAGAGCAACACUGGAGUAACCGAUCCAGCAAUCUUGGACUUCCUCCAAAGAUAUGCUUUGCACUACGAUGUGCCUUUUUCAGAACUUCAGGUCUGCUCGCUUUCUCGCGUUUUAGCGGAUUUUUCCAAGGGUGGCCGUACACAACUCCAGGACACGCAAAAGCGAGCUCUAGCACGAUGGAAACGCGAAAUAGACAUUGCACAGCAAAACGACGAAGGUGGGGUUAUCUGGCAUUUCGUGUGUUGGCUCUUGGGUGUGCCAGCAAGGGAAGAAGAAAAUGCGCGGGGGUCGACUGAAUGCCAAGCAACAAGACCCUCCUGUGAGAGUGAGAAGAGUGCACUCACGCUUCUGAUUGAAAACAUUUCCAUGUUGGAUGAUGUUUUGAAGAAAGAUGCUGCUAAUGAAGAAUCUAUAGCACAG
Amoebophrya sp. A25 is the source of this 2389-nucleotide messenger RNA. The record is from the annotation of a GenBank genome assembly. Lineage: Eukaryota; Dinophyceae; Syndiniales; Amoebophryaceae.